ACAACAUUCAUUCCAGAGGAGCGCAGCUGAGUGGACAAGUUUUUAAGGACACGGUCCAUGGGGAAAGUGAAACAUGGAUAAUUACGUGAUUCUGGAGGCCAUGUCCCCGGGUACAUUUGGAACAACAUUACUUGUUAGCGACACAAAAACCGACACGGAAUUCACGUUGAAGAAGAUUGAAUGUUUAGAUGAAGGCAGCGCCAAUGAAGCUCUUCAAGAGGCACUGCCACUCCUGGGGAUCAGUCACCCGAGCAUUGUGCGCUACAGGGAAAUGUUCAUAUGCUGGGAUAAAGAGAUCUCCUCUGUGAUCCUCAAUGUGGUGAUGGACUGCCCUUACACAGACACCCUCCACACCAUCAUCACCAACCACCGGAUUGAGAAGCAGACCUUCAACCAAAAGGUAGUCCUGACACUCCUGGGUCAAAUGAUCGAUGCUCUUGCCUACAUCCACAAACAGGACAUCAUCCACAGGAAUAUAAAGCCGUCCAACAUUCAGGUGGUCUCACAGACGUUCCGCCUGUGUGACUUUGGCACGGCUGCCCUCAGCAGAGACAGGAUGAAGAUCAAGGUUAAGGCCAAACAAGAUCAGCAGUGCUGGAUGGCCCCCGAGUGUUUGAGUCAGCAGGUGUGGUCGGACAAGUCAGACAUCUGGUCCCUGGGCUGUGUUCUGCUUGACAUGCUCACCUGCCACAUUAACAGUGAAACAGCUGCCAUGUACCAGCUGAUAAAUCUGAAGAAGAAAAAGAGUGCCCUGGACGUCAUCGUGGCUCAGAAUGUUCAGUCGGUACUGCGCGAGAUGUUCCGCAAUGAGCCUCACUACCGUGCUAAUGUAUGGGACCUGAUGAAGGACCCCCUGGUGCAGAGGUGCCUGGAGCUCUGUGGCUCCCCCGUGCACGUCAUGACCUCGCUGCCUUCCGGCGUCAGCGGACCUCCUUUCCACGAGGGCCUCCACAAAGUCCUAGGCUUCAUGCAGACCUACAAGGACGUGGAGUCUGUUCAGCUGCAGUGUCUGUCAUACGUGCUAUCAGAGAAGGAGCAAGUGAUUGGUUGCCAGGACGACGUGGUCAAGAUCACCAUGUCCACCAUGAGGGCCCAUAAGGACUCUGGUGGAGUCCAGCUCAAAGCCUGCCAGGUCCUGCACCUCUGUGUGGAAGCAGGGGAGGAGAGUGGUGUGCAGAAGCAGUGUGUGUUUGAGGGAGAGGCCAUCUCCUGUAUCCUGGCUGCCAUAGAGACCCACAUCAGCAACCCAGAGCUGCUGUCCCAGGCCUUCCUCCUCCUUCUUCUCCUUCUCUCUGAAAACAUGCGUUCGGUGCAGUGUUUCCUGCAGCUGAAUGGGAUCUCUGCGGUGUUCAAGGCACUGAAGGCGUUCCCCCAGCACUGCGCCAUUGCCAGCCACGCCUGCAGAUGCCUCUGGAUGAGCCUGAGGCAAACUGAGCUGCCGGGGGAGGUGUCCCUGCUGGGGUGUGUGGAGGCCGUGUGUGAGGUGGCAGAUGUCCACCGCCAGGAUGCCACCGUCAUGGAGGACGUCUGCUCAGCCCUGCUAGCCCUCUCAAGCCAUGGCACGAUGGAGGGCAAGGACGUGGAGGACGUGACGCUGACACUGCUGAGGGCCCUGCAGGACCACACGGGCCAGCACACGCUAGUGCAGAGAGCCUUCGCCACUCUGGGGAACCUCACACACAUGUCCAAUGUGGCAUGCCUACGUCUCCUGGUCGGCCCCGGUGGCAGAAGCGGCAUCAUGGUGAUGAGGGAGGCACGGCAACAGUACCCCGGCGACCAGCAGCUCACUCUCAGCAUGGUCAAAGUCCUGGCAGACAUGGCUAAACACGACAAGCUGGUAGAGGAACUGGUAGCUGUGAACACUCAGGACGACCUGAGGCAGAGUGAAGCAGACUGUGCUUCAGAUGAGAAUAUGAAGAGGCUGGUUCAGACCACCCUCUCCCGACUGAAAAAAGUGGAGAAGAAGAAGAAGAAGUCAUCAUCAUGAUCAGUCUCAUUCUGUUGGAGUGUGACACAAGGACAGCAAAGUUGUCAGAAGUAAAAGAAAGAAAAAGACACGCAGCACUUUCAAAUUUGGAUUCUUUUGGAUAUUUUUGUUUUUUUGUUUUUUUGACCCAUGAUCCAAUGUGUGAGCUAUGAAGUCUGCACAUAUUGUGUAGGGCUAUAUGAAAGAUUCACGGAGACACUGUUCAAUAAAUAAAUAAUAAUAUACAGUA
This is a messenger RNA of Engraulis encrasicolus (European anchovy), 2216 nucleotides long. Its product is annotated as serine/threonine kinase-like domain-containing protein STKLD1. Bases 74 to 1987 code for a protein of 637 amino acids. NCBI's taxonomy places the organism in Eukaryota, Metazoa, Chordata, Actinopteri, Clupeiformes, Engraulidae. The record is from RefSeq and is a predicted model, not a curated record. Gene Ontology annotation, molecular function: protein serine/threonine kinase activity; ATP binding. The transcript has 19 exons. Gene Ontology annotation, biological process: protein phosphorylation.